AUGGCAAGUCCAUUAAAAACUCAUGUUCCAUUUAAUGAAGUUGAAGGCAUUGCUUCAACAAAUGUUCCAGCAUAUUCCAAUAGAAAUGGUAGUAUAUUUCGAAUAGGACGUAAUUAUUUUCAUGGAAUUUAUACUGGUUUUCAAUGGCAAUGUGUAGAAUACGCUCGUCGAUGGUUAUUAAUACGUAAAAGUUGUAUAUUUGGAGAUGUUUCAUCUGCUUGUGAUAUUUGGAGUAAUAUACCACAUAUUGAACGAGUUAUUGAUGGUAAACAUUUUCCUUUACGUACAAUACCUAAUGGUUCUUCGGAACCACCUAAGAAAGAUUCAAUACUUAUUUAUCAUCGUAGUCGAAGAAUGCCUUUCGGACAUGUGGCUAUUAUUACUGAUGUUAUAUCUGGUUAUGUUCAUAUAGCUGAACAAAAUAAUUUAUACAAUUAUUGGACAGAUGGUUAUGCUCGUCGAGUACCAUUAAGAUUUGAAAAUGGUUUAUAUUAUAUUGAUGAUCCAGAUAAAAUUUACGGUUGGAUGGAAAUUCAAGAUGAUGACCAAUUAGAACCAUUUGAUGAGUCCAAUAAAGAUAAAAUCCUUCCACAAUAUUUAAAUCGUCAAGCAACUGGAAUAUUUGGACGUUUAUUUACUUUCAAAAAGAAUACCUAG
Molecule: messenger RNA, 657 nt
Organism: Adineta steineri
Lineage: Eukaryota; Metazoa; Rotifera; Eurotatoria; Adinetida; Adinetidae
Source: the annotation of a GenBank genome assembly